Molecule: messenger RNA, 1515 nt
Organism: Neomonachus schauinslandi (Hawaiian monk seal)
Lineage: Eukaryota; Metazoa; Chordata; Mammalia; Carnivora; Phocidae
Product: heat shock transcription factor, Y-linked-like
Exons: 2
Coding region: 202-1404 (400 amino acids)
Biological process (GO): regulation of DNA-templated transcription
Molecular function (GO): DNA-binding transcription factor activity; sequence-specific DNA binding
Source: RefSeq, a predicted model, not a curated record
AACUGAAUGAAUUUCAAAAGUAAACACUUUGGCUUUAAUUGCUAGGAAACAGGCAUCUUGUGAUGUCACAGCUACUCAGGUGGUGGACCAUUGUGAUGGUCUGGAUAGUUUAUCUGCAUAGGCCAGCCAAAGCAGCAUUUGAAGCUGCAGUGUUCAAAACCAUGCAGAUGAGAAACGUAGCUGAAGGAAAACUUACUUGAGAUGGCACAUGUUUCUUCAGAAAUUCAAGAUGAUUCUCCUAAAGAUGGAUUGACUGGUUCCACAGCCUCCAUUAGUGCUCCUUUGUGUGAUCACACAUUCACUGGAGAUGUGGACCUGAGGUCUAUGAUUGAAGAAAAUGCUUUUCAGGCCUUGUCAGGAGGGUCCUUGAUAAAAAGACCACGUUACACAUUCUGUGUCUCUGAACCAGAUGAAGAUAAUGAUUUUUUUUCUCUGACCUUUCCCAGGAAACUUUGGAAAAUAGUUGAAAGUGAUCAAUUCAAGUCAAUUUGGUGGGAUGAGAAGGGAACUUCUAUAGUGAUUGAUGAGGAGCUCUUCAAGAAAGAAGUUUUGGAGAGAAAGUCUCCUUUCAGAAUAUUUGAAACUGGAAGUAUGAAGAGUUUAGUUCGCCAGCUUAAUCUUUAUGGAUUUAGUAAAAUGCGACAGAGUUUUCAAAGAUCUGCUUCUCUGGCUGACUUUCUAGCAGAGGAAAAAGAAGUUUCUGUUUUAAGCAAGUUACAGUUCUAUCAUAAUCCAUAUUUUAAACGAGGCUGCCCCCAACUUUUAGUACGAAUGAAAAGAAGAGUCGGGAUUAAAAAUUCUUCUACAGUUUCAUUAGUUCAAGAUUUCAACAAGAAACCCUGCAGAGCAGGGGAUAAUGCAGAUAGUCCUAAUUCUGGUUUUGUUGCUGAAACUGGUGGAGAAAGGGUAUGUUCAAACUCCACCAAUUUAAAUGUGCCUCUAAUAAGGAAGCCUUCUCCCAGCCAGAGAAUUGCUACUACAACUGCCCCUAUGAGAAGUGAUUUUUCUCCUGCAUCAACAAUGUCAGUUAGACCAUCGGAACAAAUUGGAAUGGAGCAACAUGCUAUUUUAAACCAGUUGACCACUUUUCACAUGCACUCACAUAGCAGCUACACUCAAGCAAAUGGCCACAUUGUGAACUUUGUUACAACUACAACUUCUACAUCUCAGUACCGUAUCAUAUCUCCCUUACAGAGCAGUUAUUUUGGAACAAUGGUGGAGCCUUCCACUUUUCCAACUAGAUAUGCUGAUUUGUCAGCCAGUGAGGCUCGUUUUUCUAACCUGCAACCGGCAGGCAACCCAUGGUUCACAAUGCCAAUGAUAGGUGAUACUUCUGCUGCCUCACUUUCAAGGUCAACUCAUCAACUGUCUCCAUCAUAUGCACAUCAUCCUAAUUACAACUGAUCUGUCAAAGGACUAUCAUUAUGCAAGAUAACAAAGAUUAUCAUUUGUUGGCAAUUGACCACAUAUUGGCAAUUCUCUUAUUUGAACAAUAAAAUUACAUGUUCAUCUUUA